AUGCCCCCGCGGGAUCACAGCCUCCGAGGAAUCCUCCAGAAGACCCUUGCGUCAGAAAAAGUGGUCUUCAAUGUCAGCAGAAUAUCUCUGGGUCAGCUGAAUGCUUCGUUGUCUGGGAAAUCUCCUAAGUGUCAGCAGAAUCCUUCCUUGUCAGCAGAAAACCCAAGUGUCAGUAGAUUGUCUAUUGCCAUGAGAAUCCGUGUCCCAGUGUCAGCAGACUCCCCUGACAUCAACAAAAUACCCCAGCGUCAGCAGACUCCCCUGGCAUCAACACAAUACCCCAGCGUCAGCAGACUCCCCUGGCUUCAACAAAAUACCCCAGCGUCAGCAGACUACCCUGGCAUCAACACAAUACCCCAGCGUCAGCAGACUCCCCUGGCAUCAACAAAAUACCCCAGCGUCAGCAGACUCCCCUGGCAUCAACAAAAUACCCCAGCGUCAGCAGACUCCCCUGGCAUCAACAAAAUACCCCAGCGUCAGCAGACUCCCCUGGCAUCAACAAAAUACCCAAGCGUCAGCAGACUCCCCUGGCAUCAACAAAAUACCCCAGCGUCAGCAGACUCCCCUGGCAUCAACACAAUACCCCAGCGUCAGCAGACUCCCCUGGCAUCAACAAAAUACCCCAGCGUCAGCAAACUCCCCUGGCAUCAACAAAAUACCCCAGCGUCAGCAGACUCCCCUGGCAUCAACAAAAUACCCCAGCGUCAGCAGACUCCCCUGGCAUCAACAAAAUACCCCAGCGUCAGCAGACUCCCCUGGCAUCAACAAAAUACCCCAGCGUCAGCAGACUCCCCUGGCAUCAACAAAAUAUCCCAGCGUCAGCAGACUCCCCUGGCAUCAACACAAUACCCCAGCGUCAGCAGACUCCCCUGGCUUCAACAAAAUACCCCAGCGUCAGCAGACUCCCCUGGUAUCAACACAAUACCCCAGCGUCAGCAGACUCCACUGGCAUCAACACAAUACCCCAGUACUCCCCUGGCAUCAACAAAAUACCCCAGCGUCAGCAGACUCCCCUGGCAUCAACACAAUACCCCAGUGUCAGCUGACGUCAACGGAAUUCCCAGCGUCAGCAGACUCCCCUGGCAUCAACAAAAUACCCCAGCGUCAGCAGACUCCCCUGGCAUCAACAAAAUACCCCAGCGUCAGCAGACUCCCCUGGCAUCAACAAAAUACCCCAGCGUCAGCAGACUCCCCUGGCAUCAACAAAAUACCCCAGCGUCAGCAGACUCCCCUGGCAUCAACAAAAUACCCCAGCGUCAGCAGACUCCCCUGGCAUCAACAAAAUACCCCAGCGUCAGCAGAAUCCCCUGGCAUCAACACAAUACCCCAGCGUCAGCAGACUCCCCUGGCAUCAACAAAAUACCCCAGAGUCAGCAAACUCCCCUGGCAUCAAUAAAAUACCCCAGCGUCAGCAGACUCCCCUGGCAUCAACAAAAUACCCCAGCGUCAGCAGACUCCCCUGGCAUCAACAAAAUACCCCAGCGUCAGCAGACUCCCCUGGCAUCAACAAAAUACCCCAGCGUCAGCAGACUCCCCUGGCAUCAACACAAUACCCCAGCGUCAGCAGACUCCACUGGCAUCAACAAAAUACCCCAGCGUCAGCAGACUCCCCUGGCAUCAACAAAAUACCCCAGCGUCAGCAGACUCCACUGGCAUCAACACAAUACCCCAGUGUCAGUUGACGUCAACGGAAUUCCCAGCGUCAGCAGACUCCCCUGGCAUCAACAAAAUACCCCAGCGUCAGCAGACUCCCCUGGCAUCAACACAAUACCCCAGUGUCAGCUGACGUCAACGAAAUCCCCAGCGUCAGCAGACUCCCCCAAGCGUGGCAGACUCCGCCCCACGCCCGGGAGCCGCCGCUGGCCGCCUCGCUUCCCACGGAGCCUGGUCGUGGCGGCACGUAACGACCCGCGGCGAAUGUUUUACGACUGGCACGCUGGCUUCCCGCGGCGCUAUUCCUCUCGGGGACGACUUCCGGCUGGCAGUUCUCCGCCCGCGGAUCUAGGAUUUCAUAGGCGGAUUAUUCUCAUCGUUGGUGCAUGA
Messenger RNA from Penaeus chinensis, 2043 nucleotides. RefSeq names its product mucin-20-like. The transcript is spliced from 2 exons. Bases 1 to 2043 code for a protein of 680 amino acids. The record is from RefSeq and is a predicted model, not a curated record. NCBI's taxonomy places the organism in Eukaryota, Metazoa, Arthropoda, Malacostraca, Decapoda, Penaeidae.